AUGGCUUCACAAAUAAUAAAUGGUACUUUAGGUGGUGGUUUUUCAGCUGGAGUUGCUACAUGGUACGAUAGCCCCACAGGACCUGGAAGUGGGGGAGCUUGUGGAUUUGAAAAUGACGUGGCAUAUGCUCCAUACAAUGGCAUGACAGCUGCAGGAAAUAGAAAUAUAUUCCAAUCUGGAAAGGGUUGUGGGGUUUGUUAUCAGGUCAAAUGCACAAAAGCAACAAAUUCGUUGUGCUCAGAAAAUCCAGUUACCGUAACGGUCACAAAUGAAUGCCCGGGUACAUGCAACAACGAAGCAUUUCACUUCGACCUAAGUGGUAUAGCUUUCGGUGCUUUAGCCAAUCCGGGUCAAGCCGACCCGAUGAGGAAAUUGGGUCGAAUCGAUAUUGAAUACCAAAGGGUGCAAUGCACUUAUAGUAACAUCGGCAUACAAUUCAAGAUCGACAAAGGAUCGAACGUUAACUAUCUAGCUUUUGCAAUUGAAUUUGUGAACGGAGACGGAGAUAUUGGUUCGGCCGCAAUCUCGUCAAGCAAUUCGAACGGAUGGUUAUCCAUGAAACAAUCGUGGGGUGCUACUUGGAGUGUCGGGAUACCCGAGGGAGUAAGCGGUCCUUAUUCCGUGAAAGUGACCACAAUCGAGUCGCAGAAAACCGCAAUUGCGAACAAUGUAAUCCCUGCUAAUUGGUCUAAAGGCCAGAACUAUCGCUCCAACGUCAACGUUUAA
This is a messenger RNA of Erythranthe guttata (spotted monkey flower), 726 nucleotides long. The record is from RefSeq and is a predicted model, not a curated record. NCBI's taxonomy places the organism in Eukaryota, Viridiplantae, Streptophyta, Magnoliopsida, Lamiales, Phrymaceae.